Vitis vinifera (wine grape) is the source of this 2168-nucleotide messenger RNA. RefSeq names its product protein PIN-LIKES 3. The record is from RefSeq and is a predicted model, not a curated record. The transcript is spliced from 12 exons. Gene Ontology annotation, cellular component: membrane. Bases 673 to 1929 code for a protein of 418 amino acids. Lineage: Eukaryota; Viridiplantae; Streptophyta; Magnoliopsida; Vitales; Vitaceae. Gene Ontology annotation, biological process: endoplasmic reticulum to cytosol auxin transport.
CAAAUUAAAAAUCUUUGGAGUACCACUUUUGCCUGGUUUCGGAAGUGUCUUCCCACCCCUCUGCUGCUCUCAGAGGCCUUAAGCAUUAAGGAUCUAGUGAUGGCCCGGCCCGGCAGGUAGUGCACCCGCCAGCUAAUACGCCCUCCAGACGUUGAAGGUUAGUUGUGACGAGCAGUCAAAGAGAGGGGAGGGGCGCUCUCAUCCACUGGUAUUGGUGAUGUGAGAACGUCUGGUCGUGCACCUUCACCCACAUUGAUGAUUAUCAUAUAGCGGUGGAGCCCCCUCUCCCCUUCCUCCCCCACUGAUCAUGCCGUUUUCGCAGCUGCCAUUUUCAAAUGCCUCACCGUCUUCCACUACUUCCCCAUCUUCUCUUCCCCAAUAUAAUGCAUCCCCCACCCUUUCUAUGCUGUGUUGUAUUGUGAGCACUGAGCAUUGGGCAGCUGCAGUGGAAUUUAUUAAUUAGUUGGUCUGCAAGGGGAGAAAAUAUUUAUUAUUGAACGUUGAGUUCUUUUGCUUUUGAAGGUAUAGUUGAAAGCCAGUUUGUUGCAGGCAUUCUUAGCCACGUCAGAAGCUAUUCUCAAGCACCCUCCAAAAAGUUUUGCCUGGGAAUAGUGGUUCAAGGAUACGGAAUCGACUCCUGGGCUUCAGAUUGAUCAGGGUAGAAGCUAAGCAAUGGGGUUCUGGAGUCUUUUUGUUACGGCACUUAUGCCAAUUCUGAAAGUACUGGUGGUUACUGGGAUUGGCUUAUUCAUUGCCUUGGAGCGUAUAGAUCUCUUGGGGCCAACUGCUCGGCAUCACUUGAACACUCUUGUGUUCUAUAUAUUCUAUCCUGCACUGGUAGCUAGCAACCUGGCCGAUACAGUUACAGCUAGUAGUUUGGCUACAAUGUGGUUCAUGCCAGUGAAUAUACUUCUGACUUUUAUCAUUGGCUCAGCACUUGGUUGGAUACUCAUAAAAAUCACCAGACCACCCCAACAUCUACAUGCACUUAUACUUGGUUGUUGUUCGGCAGGAAAUAUGGGGAACUUGUUUUUCAUUAUCAUCCCGGCAAUCUGUGAGGAGUCAGACAAUCCUUUUGGCUCAUCUGAUUGCUCCACAGAUGGAGACGCGUACGCUUCCCUUUCUUCUGCGCUGGGUGCCAUUGGUGUUUGGACUUAUGUUUACAUGAUUAUGCGGAUGUCCGCAACUAAGUGCAAAGGAGAAAUCAAUCUAUGUAACUCCACAACCAGUGUAAGAACUUCUCGAGAAGCAUUGGAAAUAAGCUCAGACUGUUGCACUGAAGCAUUGCUUCCUCCAAGGGAUAGCCCAAGGUCUGGGAACUGGUCAGAUGAAGAAGAACUGCCUCAUGACGGAUCUGAGGAAAAAUCAGAGGUGCCAUUUUCAGAGAAGAUUAAGCAGAAAGUUAAGAUCUUUAUGGAAAAGACGAACUUCAAGCAAGUGUUUACACCAUCUACUAUUGGAGUGAUUUUUGGUUUCUUCAUUGGGUUAAUCCCUCCAAUCCGAAAGCUAAUUAUUGGGGACAGUGCUCCUCUUCGUGUGAUUGAGAGUUCUGCAACUUUGCUGGGGGAGGCAGCCAUCCCAUCUACAACCCUGAUAAUGGGAGCAAACCUCCUUUCUGGUUUAAAAGGAUCAGAUGUUAGCAUUGUUGUGAUUUUGGGAAUUGUAGCAGUUCGGUAUAUCUUUUUGCCUCUGUUGGGUGUUGUUGUUGUCAAAGCCGCAACUCAUUUUGGGCUGGUGGGAUCAAAUUUGUUGUUCCAGUUUGUUCUCAUGCUUCAAUAUGCAGUUCCGCCGGCAAUGGGCACUGGUGUAAUUUGUCAGUUGUUCCAGUUUGGACAAAGUGAGUGUUCAGUUAUCAUGCUAUGGACUUAUGCAGUGGCAGGCUUCGCUCUUACCCUUUGGUCCACCUUCUUCAUGUGGCUUGUGUCUUGAUUUGUAUUUUGCAAAAAAAAUUUCCCAUUUGAUAUCAUUCCGGACGCUAGGGUUAUGUUUGUUUGAGAGGCUAUAAUUUGUGUUACAAGGCUUCAUCAUGGAAAUACAAUGCCUCAUGUGUUAUUAGAUUAUAUAAAUUGUCUUGUUGUGGUAUACUUUUGGGUACCAUCAAUCAUGACACAUGAUUACAAAUUUUCGGAAAUAAUUCCAAGAAUGCAGAUAUACAUCAAUUUCUUUCC